This is a messenger RNA of Trichoderma atroviride IMI 206040, 1136 nucleotides long. RefSeq lists its product as uncharacterized. Gene Ontology annotation, cellular component: nucleus; CHRAC. The record is from RefSeq and is a predicted model, not a curated record. Gene Ontology annotation, biological process: DNA-templated DNA replication. Gene Ontology annotation, molecular function: protein heterodimerization activity. NCBI's taxonomy places the organism in Eukaryota, Fungi, Ascomycota, Sordariomycetes, Hypocreales, Hypocreaceae.
CCAGGGGGCUUCUCUGCUCUCUCUCUAACCCCAUCUCGAAUCCCAUCUCCCACAAUGCCCUAUAACACAAACGCCAUCCCUCCUCGAAAGGAGCCCACGGGACAGACUCAAUUGCCUUUGUCAAGAGUCAAAAAGAUCAUCAGCCAAGAUCCAGACGUCCAGAUGUGCUCCAACAACGCCGCCUUUGUCAUCACUCUGGCCGCUGAAAUGUUCAUCCAGCACCUCACUGAGGAAGCUCAUGCCCAAGCAAAACUUGAACGCAAGCCCAGGCGCAACAUUCAGUACAAGGAUGUCGCCAAUGCCAUAUCACGCCGAGACAACCUCGAGUUCCUAGAGGACGUCGCCCCCAAAACCACCACCUUCAAAAAGGCAAAGGCCGCCGCCCAGGCCCAGUCUCGUGGCGACGCCGUCGAUGCGGACUCUGCUGCUGCUCCUCGCGUCACAGCAAAUGGCAGCAAGAGCAAAGCCAACGGAGCCAAGGCGGCGGUCAAUGGCCAAGGCAAAGCCGGCACCAACCCCUUCACACUGUCCCUUCGUGGUGAGGAAAGCAGCAAGAAAGAGACCAUCACCACCGCGCCAGCGGUGUCAGACGAUGCCAAUGAUCAGCUCGAGCUGGAGAUGAGGCAGGCCACACGCCCUGAGGAUGACGCCGACGUAGACAUGACUGGUUAGGAGCGAACUUUCUUGUUUUACGAGCCGUCGCCGCGUAGAAUGGGUCUCUCUCGGCCUGCGAAGCGGUCAACCCGUGGGAAGCGAAGCCGUUUCAGGAGCAUGUAGAGUUAUAAAGGUUUCAUCAAUUAUUGUUGUUGCAUUUUCACGGGGCUGGAUUUAGUUGGUUCUUGGAGUUUAUAUAUCUAAUGGCAAAUGUUGUUUAUUCUCUGUCAGCAUCGUGUACCAAUCAAUGCUGCUUUCUCGGCCUUCUCACAGGUUAAGAGAAACUGUUCUUUAAAGUAUAAAAAGGAAAAAAGUAUAAAUGAAAAGAAGACACCCAAAAUAAACAUCCAUGGGGCCAAGCAUGUCCUUGUGCCAAAAUAAUUUUAUAGUAGCUUCCUCACUCCUCCAUCGCAUCGCCGUAAACGCCGGAUGGUAAUCGCCCUUCGUUCAGUUCCUUCUCCAGAGCAAUAAUCUCCUGCAGG